AUGCCGCGCUUGCAGACAGUGUCCACGUCCGGAGCUGCCAUGAGCUCGCCGCCUUCGAAGUUGCCGGCAUCACGGAACGCACCGGCGCCUCCCUUCUCGGCAUCGUCACUGUUGCCGACGUCUGGGAAUUCGUCUGUGCCAGUGGACCCAGCGUCAACACUGUCGCCGGCGUCACAGAACCUGCCAAUGGCACCGGGCUCGGUGUCACCAUUGCCAGCUACGUCACCGACCGCGCUGCUGCCACUGUCGCCGACGUCACGGAACUUGCUGGUGUCAUUGGAACCGGUGUCAUCAGUGUCGUUAACGUCACGAAACUUAGUGGUACCUUCGGACUCAGCGUCAGCACUGUUGCCGACGUCACGGAACUCACUAAUGCCGCCGGGCUCAGUGUCGUCACAGUCGCCCACGUCACUGCAGAACUCGCUGGUACCGCCGUCGCUAAUGUCGCUGACGUCACGGAACUUUCCCAUGCCACCAGACUCGGUGUCAUCACUGUUGCCGACGUCGCGGAACUCACCAAUGCCGCCGGGGUCGGCGUCGCCGACGUCACUGCAGAACUCUCCGGUGCCGCCGUCGAUAAUGUCGCUGACGUCACAGAACUUGGAUGUGCCGCCGGGUUCGGUGUCGUCGCCGUUGCCGACGUCACGGAACUCACCGAUGGCGCUUGGCUCGGAAUCGCCACUGUUGAAGGUGCCACAGAACUCACGUGUGACUCCGUGCUCGUCGUCGACACCGUCGCCGGUGACGAGUGCGGCACCGGCACCACCAGCCUCGAAGCCGUCACCGUUGCAUAUGCCGUGGGACUGGCCGGUGUCGCGGGCUUCUGCGUCGCCACUACUGGGGAGCGUUCCUAGCUCGCCGGGGACGCCGAGCUCAGCCAAGUUUAGCAUCAGGCAGGGCAGCGUCUACUCGAUGAGGACGUCCUUGCAAAGCCAGACCGAUUCCGAGCGUUCGAUGGACGCCAAGGCCAACCGUGAGCUUUGAAUGCA
This is a messenger RNA of Dermacentor silvarum, 989 nucleotides long. RefSeq lists its product as uncharacterized. Bases 1 to 984 code for a protein of 327 amino acids. NCBI's taxonomy places the organism in Eukaryota, Metazoa, Arthropoda, Arachnida, Ixodida, Ixodidae. The transcript has a single exon. The record is from RefSeq and is a predicted model, not a curated record.